Molecule: messenger RNA, 2789 nt
Organism: Spirodela intermedia
Lineage: Eukaryota; Viridiplantae; Streptophyta; Magnoliopsida; Alismatales; Araceae
Source: the annotation of a GenBank genome assembly
AUGAGAUCCAUUAUCGCCAUAGAUUGCUCUGGAGUGGCAAGAGAUGAUAAGAUCGCCAUGCAGUUGCCUAGUGCAAACCAUCGGAAGUCCAUCAUGGCCGGGCCCACAUUUCCCAGGAAGUAGCCGCCACGUGUCGGCAUAAAGUCAAAUACCCAGUCGGGGAUCGAAUCAGGAAUCACAUUGAAUUUGUUAACUGCUGUGUGGGAGUACUCCUCAGUCUUAUAACGAUAGAUGUCGUUCAGCUGCUGGAAGUCGAUCCAGAAGUAACUUCGCAUGUGAUAGCUCAAGGCAUGUAGGCGUUUCACAAUUCGCUCGAUGAAUUCCUUACCUUCUGCAUCGUGUUUCAGCAAUGCUAGAGCAGAUCUUAGGGCCAUGAAGAAGAGGGCUUGGAUCUCGAUAGGAUAACCAUAUAUACCCUUCAAAGAUGCAUUCGUAUUACAUGCAUAUCAUAUUGUGAAUCCAAUAUGCAAAUAAAAAAGGUGAAGCUAAUUUAUUAUAACAUUCAUGUUAAUUUUGAUAAAACCCUCGAUUCACAUUACUCCAAUUUUGACAAAACAUAAUACUUUCAUGAAGUCGAAAAAUCUGAAACUGCCUAAACAUUGUAAUAUCUGACAAUUAAAAUUUUGCAGCAGUGAAUUGGUUUGCGUUAAUGGAUCCCUGUCUUGUAAAUCGUGUGAAAUGCUUGCAAAAAUAAUCCUCCAAAGGUGGAUAUCCUCGAAAUGUGGGGAGAAUUAAAACAUCCUUCGGAUAAGAAUAAAUCAAAAUACGGAAACACCCUGCACAGGUUUAAAACUCCGGGGAAGAUGAACUUUUACUUUCUAUGAAGAAGAAGCUUUCAUAAACAUGAAAAUUUAAUUCUGCCGCUUUUUCCUGAUGUGGUAAAUUUAACUACCGUUGCAUAAGAUAAUAAUAAAUCACAAAGAGUUGCGUGAGGACAUAUUUACAAUCCAACAUCAUAAUCACAAACACACACAAGAAACUCUCAUAACGCUCUGCAACCUGGCCAGCUUAGCUCGUGAAUGAUGAAGAUAUGAGAUGGAAAUAUAUGUUGACAGGACCGUCAAAUACACAAAGGCAUUGAAUAAUAGGAACUCUAGGUGACAGUUAUAAUGAUGGACUCUUAUGGAAAGAAGGUUUAUAGAGAACCUUUUCAAUUUAUAAGAUAGGAAACUAAGCGAUAUGUACAAAUCCACCGGACAUCAUUGUUUGAUCUACACGAAAGUUUCUUUUCCUUACAUUAUUCUGAUCUUCCACGAAAGUAGGGACAAAAGGUUCGAUUAUAAUUUUCAGAUGCUUCAAACAAUCACAAACAACCAAAUAUACAUAAGGCAAACAAUGACGACAGAUUGACAAACAAAACCACAAGUUUUCAUUAUGCUCUAAAACGAGAAUUUUUUUUCUCAGUAAUGGAUUGAAUAAAACUGAACCUCAACAGAAACAAGUGGUACACCUCAACAAAAGACAAGGUAUGUCUGUCAUGGUCGUCGAUUUCGACCUUUACUUCUAAUAACUUCAAUUUAUUCAUGAGUAAGACAAGAUUGUUUCGAAGAGGUAUAUCGUUCACCAAUAAUGAAAACACGUCACCCGUCACUUAUUCUCGGCUGUCCCUGUUAUAAAAGAGAAUUGAAACUCACCAGAAAGAGUAAACAAUUGUCUAAAUUAAGUGACCGUGAUGAUGUUAUGCACUCUUCCGAGAGGAUAUAUUUUAGUGAAGUCGUCUAUAUUAAGUGAAAAUUAACCUUUAAUAAAAUAUCUGGAUAAAGAGUGAUAACAUUGGGAUACAGGACGGAGACAAGUUAACAGUUACAACUGAUCAAAAAGAUACGGCAAAGGUCAAGAAAUUCACGAUUUCAGGACUUCACACCUUAUCGUCGGUUGAAAAGCAUAAUGAAUGCUCAUGGCGUGCUCAACACAGAUAUAAACCAGAAAACAACAUGGAAGUCAACAGCAUAUGUAUAAGGUUGUGGAGUCCUGGCCAAGACAAUUUUUUGAAUGUGUACCGUUGAACAUAGAUAAGAACAUUAAAAAAACCGUAAAGUAGUAGAUUGGAUUAGAUAUCAUGGGAAACAUACCAUUCUUCGAUCAAUCAUACAGCAACCAUCAGCACAGAGUAAGGUAGGAAAUGUGUCAAAACCCUCUGACAAGCACAGAGAUAGUAUGAGCCUGAUUCCCUUUUGACAGUCAGGCGUAUCCGCCAACGACAUAUCACCCGUCGAUUUUGUAUAUGCACGAAGAAGGAUGAUCCACCAAAACCCAGAGUCCACAGGAGCUACUCUUCCAAUUGCGCUUUCUCCAAAAUCCGCAAUUAGUGUGUCGGUUUUUCUGACUGGAUCAUGCAAAACCUUGAAACUGGCAGGCAUGACUCCUUCCCCAAGCUUGAAACGAUCAACUUUCUUCUCCCACCCUUGAAGGUGAAGAGUUUUGAGUAGGAAAUUUUUAACUAUGUCAGGCUCACCAUUCAUUAGAAAAGCGAGUGCACUUGGUACGAAAUCUCGGACGAAGACCUGCCUCAUAUAUAAUCGCCAUCAGUGAUGGCAAGAGGUUGAAAAUAGUUUCUACAGAGGUUUUAUACGACGAAAGAGUAGUGGGGUACCUGAUCGUAAUUCAAGACCUCCUCUGAUGCAUGAUCAUAAGCAGCAAUGGUUCCCACUGGCUGUCCCCGGAAGUGCACGACGGACCUUGUGAGGGCUUCCCAAGCAUCAGCCACCAUGGGAUGGGGCUCAAAGGAGCACCGGGCGGAAGAAGCCGGGGUGUCAAACCCCGACCGCAUUGCCGUUCUCGGAGAGUAG